Molecule: messenger RNA, 709 nt
Organism: Seminavis robusta
Lineage: Eukaryota; Bacillariophyta; Bacillariophyceae; Naviculales; Naviculaceae
Source: the annotation of a GenBank genome assembly
CUCUGUGAAGACUGAAGACUCCAAGCAAAAACGGAGUAUUCUUGUUGUUUUCGCUCACAAUUUUGCGAAAUCUUUCAACUCGAAAGCUCACAAUCUCAAAGCAGAGCCAAAGGUAGCCAAAUUUAGUUCCCUGAAGCCACAACUUAGUUCCUCUUGUCUUGCCACCACUGAACUUCAACACCAUGAUUGGAACUUCAUCGAUUCUUCGCACUAUCCCCAAGACUGCUGCUCUCGCGAAACAAACUGCUGCCAAGGCCUACUUUUCAUCGGAGUGUGCACCCGCGCUCAAGCUCCAGCAAAUUUUUGAACAAUACAGGCAGGAGCACUUCUCUCGUGAACUGCCAUCUCGAUUUCGCAAAGAGAUGGUGAAAAUUAUCGAAGGUCCUGACCAUCUGGUGGCCGUGGACAACUUCAAUCUUAUCCUCUCCAACAUUGGACGCUCUGAUGCCUCUCUUUCAGAAUCAGAAAUGAACGAUUUGCUGAUGGCCGCUGGGUCUUCAAGCCGCAAGAUCCCUGUGGAGCAGGCCAUGAUGCUGCUUUAAUUGCGCCACCAUUCCACCUGCCUCCGACCAUAAAAGAACUGCAGCGCCACUGGGAAAGAAACUUGAUCCCAUUUCCCAAUCAAAGUACAAACGGGGGAGAAACGAAAGACUAGAGUAUACAACAAGAAUAGAACUUAAAAAGAUGUCAAUAAAAGAAUAUUUGUUAG